AUGGUUACAACGAAGAGAAAAGCCUCUGAACUUACAGAGUCAGGCGAUAUUACAACUUCCAAUAAGAAGGUUAGUUUGAAAAGUGACAUAGAAAAUGAUACAAAGCUCACUGAACAGCAUUUAAGUCAUAGUGAUGAGGAUGAUACGAGCGAUGAGGACGAAGAAUCACAAGUGAAAAGUAAGAAUACAGCAAAGAAUAGUAGCACAGCAUCUCAAGAUAUACAUAUAGCGAGAGAAACAGCAGAGUUAUUCAAAUCAAACAUCUUCAAAUUACAAAUAGAUGAACUACUAGAACAAGUCAAAUUAAAAGAGUCUCACGUUUUAAAAGUGGAAAAAUUUUUACAUAAAUUAUAUGACCUUAUUCAACAAGUUCCUGAGUGGGAAUCAAAAUCUAUGUCAGAAGUCAACUCAUUUUUCAAAGAUAAGGUCGUUUCUGUUCCAUUCGUUGAUCCAAGGCCUUCUGAAGCAACAACUAAAUACAAAUUUGAUUAUAAGAGACCAGAUGUAUCUUUGAUUGGUUCCUUUGCAUUAAAAUCCGGUAUGUACCAACCUCAAGGUUCUGUCAUAGACGUACUAUUAACCAUGCCGGAGUCUUUAUUUGAGAAAAAAGAUUAUUUAAAUUUCAGAUGUUUACAUAAGAGAAGUGUCUAUUUGGCUUACUUAACUCACCAUCUAUCAAUUUUGUUUGCCAAGGAAAAACUAGAUAGUUUCCUGGCUUUAGAAUACUCUUACUUCAAUAAUGAUCCACUAUUACCAAUUUUAACUUUGAAUUGCCAAAAGCCAAUAGAAGAUCAACAUAAUGAACUAAAUUUCUAUAAGACAAAAUUUUCAAUCAAUUUAAUUAUUGGAUUCCCAUCCGAGAUAUUUGAACCAAAAAAAUUAUUACCAAAUAAGAAUUGUAUUAGAGUAGCGAACGAAGAAAAUGCAUUACCUGCCACACCACUCUACAAUUUUGCAAUCCUUUCCUCAUCUACCCACGAAACCUAUCUAAAGUACCUUUACAAAGCAAAGAAACAAACUGAAUCAUUCCAAGAAGCAAUAAUAUUAGGUAGAUUAUGGUUACACCAAAGAGGUUUCUCUUCAAAAUCAUCACAUUCUGGCUCUCUAAGUGGGUUUGGAACCUUUGAAUUCACUGUGCUUAUGGCUGCCUUGUUAAAUGGUGGCGGUGUCAACGGUAAUAAAAUCUUAUUACACGGUUUCUCAUCAUACCAGUUAUUCAAAGGUGUUAUAAAAUAUCUAGCCACUAUGGAUCUUUGCGAUAAUGGCCAUCUACAAUUCCACUCUGAUAUUAACUAUGCUGCAUCCCUUUCCAAAUACGUCCAAGAAGGUUUUCAAACCCCUACUUUGUUCGAUAAAACUACAAAAGUCAAUAUCCUAACAAAAAUGACAGCUAGCUCAUAUCAGGCUUUGAAAGUAUAUGCAAAGGAAACUUUAGCAAUGCUAAAUAAUGUUGUUCAAGACCAAUUUUCCAAUAUUUUCUUAACUAAUAUCGGUAAACUAGAUCAAUUGAAGUAUGAUAUGUGCUUUAAUGUUUACUUUCCACAAGUCGGCAAUGGUCCUUCCGCUUCAAUCUUGACAUCCAAAUUCACUGCAAGUGAAAGAGUAAAAUUCAUUACUGCCGAAAAUUUUCUAGUCAAUAAGAUAACGAGUGUUCUUAAAUUCGCACUCGGUGAUAGAAUCAAUGCCUUGGAAGUUGAAUUAGCAGGCCAAAGAUCAAGCUUCCCAGUUUCAAAGAGAAAAGUCCAUUCUAAUGGCUUAAAUUUGCGUUGUAUCAAAAUUAAGCUGUUAACUAACCCAAUGGAAUCUGAGAAGUUGGUUACCAAGGGCCCAGCUCAUUUUGAAGAGGUCACACCAGAAGCUGCUCUGUUUAAAGAUUUCUGGGGUCCAAAAUCUUCCUUACGUCGUUUCAAAGAUGGCUCCAUUAUAAACAGUUGUGUCUGGUCCACAUCUUCAUCUGAGCCAAUUGUCUCUGCCAUAGUAGAUUUUGUAUUGAAGAGACAUAUUUCUGAAAAAAUAAGGAUAGAAAACAACAUCACAAGACAAAUACAAGAUUUAUUGCCACUACCUAACCUACCAGCAAGUUCUAAUACCUCUGUACUAAACUUAACAAGCUUUUUCAAUUUGAAAAAGUCGUUUGAUGAAUUAUACAAGAUUAUGUUCAAGAUGAAAUUACCACUAUCUAUUAAAUCAUUAUUACCUGUCGGCUCUGCAUUUAGAUACACAAGUCUUUGCCAACCGGUUCCAUUUGCAUAUGCCAAUCCAGAUUUCCUUCAGGAUGUUAUCUUAGAAUUUGAGACAUCACCAAAAUGGCCAGAUGAAAUUUCUUCCUUGGAAAAAUCAAAAACUGCAUUCUUAUUGAAAAUUCAAGAGCAGCUAGCUUCUCAGUAUGGUAGUCAAUAUAAAUCUUUCUUCACUCGUGAUGAGGUAGUUCCAUUCAAUUUAGACGUCACCGCCUUAAAUGUUUUAACUCCCGAAGGUUAUGGGUUCAGAUUCAAAGUUUUAACUGAACGAGACGAAAUUCUAUAUCUAAGAGCCAUAUCCAAUGCAAGAAAUGAGGUCAAACCAGAAUUAGAAAAAACAUUUUUAAGUUUCACAUCAGCAUAUCUUGCCUCAGUUAGACAUACAAGAACCAUUGAAAACAUCUCUCAUUCAUACCAAUUUUAUUCUCCAACUGUGAGACUCUUCAAGAAAUGGCUAGAUACACAUUUACUGCUCGGUCACUUAAAAGAAGAACUUGUAGAGCUAAUUGCAAUCAAACCAUUUGUUGAUCAUGCUCCAUAUUCUAUCCCAGGUUCCGUAGAAAAUGGGUUCUUGAAGAUACUGAAAUUUUUAAGUCAAUGGAAUUGGAAGGAAGAUCCAAUGAUUUUAGAUUUAGUAAAGCCAGAAGAGAGCUUUGAUAGUUCUUUUGAAACCAGUAUUGGUGCCAAUGAUUUGGAUUCUGCUACUAUGAAGAGACUUUCAGAAAAUCUUACGCUGGCUCAAUACAAGGAUAUCCAAUCCAAUUUUGCAAAUUUAAGAAAGGGCGAUCCAAAUGGUUUACAUGUUCAAUUUUUUGUCGCUUCUAGAAACGACCCCAGUGGUAUCCUAUAUUCCAGUGCCAUUCCUUUAGCUAUUGCCACUAGAUUGACUGCAUUAGCUAAGGUCGCUACUAACCUAAUCCAGGCACACGGAUUAAACGAAGAAACAAUAAACUUACUAUUCACUCCAGGAUUGAAUGACUAUGAUUUCAUUGCUCGCUUGAAAGUCCCAUUCAGUAUGAAAACUUCCUGUGGUGUUUUGGAAAGCACAGAAUUCAAAAACUUAACCUCAUCUGGGUCUGCUUUCCCAGAGAACUUGGAUGAACUAAGUGAAAAAAUGGAUCCAACAUACCAUUUAGUUAAGUAUCUGAAUAUGAAGUACAAAAACAGUUUGAUUUUUUCGAGCCAUAGAUAUAUUGGAGUAAAUGGAGGCAAGAAAGGUGAUAGAAAUGUGAUUACUGGUUUAAUAAAGCCAAUGUUCAAGAAACAACAGAAAUUUCGUGUAAAUAUGGAUUGUAACGUUAAGCCUGUUGAUAAUGAAAGUGUAGUUUUGAAUAAGGAGGCUAUAUUUAAUGAGAUUGCUGCAUUCGGAGACCAACUCAUAGUAGAUUUUCAGUCCCAUUAA
This is a messenger RNA of Kazachstania africana CBS 2517, 3642 nucleotides long. It is a transcript of the gene UTP22, whose product is annotated as rRNA-processing protein UTP22. Gene Ontology annotation, biological process: tRNA export from nucleus; rRNA processing. Bases 1 to 3642 code for a protein of 1213 amino acids. Lineage: Eukaryota; Fungi; Ascomycota; Saccharomycetes; Saccharomycetales; Saccharomycetaceae. The record is from RefSeq and is a predicted model, not a curated record. The transcript has a single exon. Gene Ontology annotation, cellular component: CURI complex; UTP-C complex; small-subunit processome.